AUGAGUUACCGGGAAUUUCAUUUUCUGGAACCUGUACCGGAUUUGGUGGUAGGGAUAGAUAUAGGGACGAGUCAGUCUGGUUUUGCCGUGCGGACGAAGAAGGAUGGUCGGAUCUACAUGGGAUCAGAGAGCAGCGAGUUCAAACAAGACAAGAUACCCACGUCUCUUCUUAUGGAGAAGGACCUUAAAUUGAAAGCGUUUGGUUACAAGGCCCAACGGAUGUACACAGAGAUGUUAGUGGCUGAAAGAGAUGUCCAUUAUUAUAUAGAAUCUUUUGAAAGUUUUCCAUAUGAAAGUCAACAGUUUUGUAAGAAAAGACUGACACUGUUAGACAAAGAACGGAAGGUGUUGAAUGCUUAUGACGUUAUAAAGGCAGUGUUAAAGUACUUAAAAGAUGCUGCUAUCAAUGUUGUCGAAAGAAAUUACAAAUUUGAAAUCGUAAUUUCAAAUAUUAUGUGGGUAUUAAGCGUGCCAUUGCGUACUUCAGACGCUGUAAAACUGGCAUUGUCAGACGCAGUGUCUGAAAUAGGGAUAUUAAAGGAUAGACUCCGUAUCGUGUCACACGAACAAGCAGCGAUUACUUUUUGUCGAGAGUCGUCAAAAUUUCGUCUAGGCGGAAAUAUGCCUAGUCAAGGCCGGGCAAUCUUUGCUGAUGCGGGUGGACAACACAUAACUCUGACUGCAUGUGAUGUUAAUGCAUUUUGCGAAAUAAAGGAGAUUGAAACGGUGAAAAUACAUGGCCAAGGAGGUAAUGCAGUUAACAAAGAGAUCGCGUUGUUCCUCAAAGAUAUUUUUGGCGAGCAAUUAUGGACUGCCAUAAAAAGAAACUGUCCCGCUUCGUUUUAUAAAAUUCUGAAAGGUAUAGAGAAAAUGAAGCAGAAAACAACAAGUAAGGUAAAGAGAGCAUAUAUUGGAAUUGUACUCGAUAAUGACAUUCUUGGAUUUUUGGAUGAAUCCAAUUUUGACUUAACUAUGUUAAAUAAGAGUGUCCAAUACCGAAGAAAUAUACUGUACGAUGAAAAGCAGCGUGUUCUUUACUUCCACAGACGACUGGUUGAAACGUUUUAUGUAUCAUCUGUGUCGAAUAUCCUGGAUGGUUUGAAUUUACUAGUGUCAAAACAUGACAGCCAUGACAUGAAGGUAUUCGUUGUCGGCGGUUUUAUGGAAUCGCUACAUGUCCAAACGCUCCUUCAGACAGGUUUACCUAACGUAGACGUAUUUAUUCCAAACAAUCCCUGGAUUUUCUCAAUGCAAGGCGCUGCAAUGAUGGGCUACUUGGGACGCGGGGUAGAAGGGCGGAUAACGAGAUUUUCUUACGGGAUACCAUUCGCAAUGCCCUUUAAUGCAGAGCAACACCCAAAAGAACUAAAACAAGUUUAUGAUGGUGAUGAAUGGUGCGGCAAAACGUUCCUUAAGCUUAUUGAACGCGGGGAGACUGUCAAAGUCGGGGACACUUUCACUUUGAAGGUUUUCAGCACCGCAAUAGACCCAGAUUUGCAAACAUCGAACAUAUACACUCCGCUUGUUAUAUCUAGAUUGAGGAACCCAAAGUAUUGUACGAAGGAGCAGGGAUGUUCGGUGUUAGGAAGAGUUCGCUGGGUGACUCCUGUCGGUGGCUGGCCGAAGCUGUGGAGAGGAGAGAUGGAACUCAUCGUGGGGGACUAUGAAUUCACUUUCAGUGUUAUCAACACAACUUCUGGGAGUGUGUACACGUCUAAGUUUGAAUUUUGUUGA
Molecule: messenger RNA, 1734 nt
Organism: Mya arenaria
Lineage: Eukaryota; Metazoa; Mollusca; Bivalvia; Myida; Myidae
Product: heat shock 70 kDa protein 12B-like
Exons: 1
Coding region: 1-1734 (577 amino acids)
Source: RefSeq, a predicted model, not a curated record